This is a messenger RNA of Strongyloides ratti, 261 nucleotides long. RefSeq lists its product as hypothetical. NCBI's taxonomy places the organism in Eukaryota, Metazoa, Nematoda, Chromadorea, Rhabditida, Strongyloididae. Bases 1 to 261 code for a protein of 86 amino acids. The transcript is spliced from 3 exons. The record is from RefSeq and is a predicted model, not a curated record.
AUGCAGGUAUAUACAUUUUCUGAGAUUUCCGUCUCACCGCAUUUUAUUUUUGGAAUGAUUUGUUUGAAGUUACAUCCUGAUAACCCAAAGGAACAAUGCGUGAAAAGUGGAAGAAGAAGCGUUCACGGAGACUUCGCAGAAGACGCCGUCAAUCGAAGCGUUAAAUCAAUUUAUCUUUGCUACUGCAGGUAUGGAUGCUUUCUUUCUGGAGACAUUGAUUUCCUACUCAAAGUUAAAUGGACUCGUCUCUCAUGUUUAUGA